Linepithema humile (Argentine ant) is the source of this 1556-nucleotide messenger RNA. It is a transcript of the gene Ist1, whose product is annotated as IST1-like protein. Gene Ontology annotation, biological process: protein transport. The record is from RefSeq and is a predicted model, not a curated record. Lineage: Eukaryota; Metazoa; Arthropoda; Insecta; Hymenoptera; Formicidae.
UCAUCCUUAGGAAGAGUACAAUCUAUGUAUCGUGUGCUCGAUGCCUGGAUGAUGUCACUCGAGUGUUAUCAUCCGCCUGAUCAACAAGAAGGUUAGGAAAGAAACAAAGUAGUGAUUGAAGAAGAAGAUACCACAAAGAUGUUCUCAAGCGGGCCAAACUAUACGAAACUAAAAACGCAUUUGCGUUUAGCUAUUAAUCGAUUGAAGCUGCUGGAGAAGAAGAAGACAGAGCUAGCGCAGAAAGCGCGCCGCGAGAUCGCUGAUUACAUUGCUGCCGGCAAAACGGAGCGCGCUAAAAUCCGAGUAGAGCACAUCAUCCGCGAGGAUUACAUGGUGGAAGCAAUGGAACUACUAGAGAUGUACUGCGAUUUGUUGCUAGCACGGUUCGGUCUCAUCCAACAAAUGAAGAAUCUUGAUGAUGGCCUAGCAGAAGCUAUAUCCACUAUUAUUUGGGCGGCGCCUCGCAUUCAAACAGAUGUCCAGGAAAUCAAAGUAAUAGCGGACAUCUUGACAUCCAAAUAUGGCAGACAAUAUACAGAGGCAUGCAGGGAGGAGGCAAUCCAGACUAUAUCAGAGAAGUUAAAGCAUAAAAUGAGUGUACAGUCGCCUUCCAAACUGCUUGUGGAGAAAUAUUUAAUAGAGAUCGCCAAGAACUACAACGUGGAGUACGAGCCGGACCCACAAGUGAUGGCAGAUGGCCAAGACGCGAUGUUGAUAGACAUAGGAGCAAACGCAGGGGAAUCAAGGAACAAUUUGGAUACAGCUAGCGGAGGAGGAAUCCCUCAUCCGCUCGGUUUCAUAGGUUUUCCACAGCCACCUCUGUUACCUGAUUCUGGAUUUCAUUCUAAUGUGAAUUCAGGAAAGGAUCCUUCAACUUUGGGAUUUGCAUCUCCAACAUCUCCACCUUCCGUUGAAAAAGAUCAGAAUACUGCUUUCAAUCCCGCUGCGUUUUCGUAUAAUAUACCUUUGGACAACGCCAAUUCGAACAAGCCCGAAGAAGACUUACCACCGCCAUACCGACCCGACUUUCCGCCUGACUUAAACAAACAGUCGGAUGAGAAGCCGAAACCACAGCCACGAUCCAAAAUGCCGAUGAACAACUAUCAACUUCCGGAUCUGCCAGCAGUUCCUACAGAAAACAACGAACUACCCGCGAAUCCACCCGAGAACGAUGACAUUGAUUUCGACGACCUCAUGAAGCGAUUCGAGGAUCUGAAGAAGAGGAAGUAGCGCUCGUCGGAUACAAAAGUAAUCUUGUACAUCAUGUAAGGAGCAGAGAUUACUUCCGUUUUUAUUUUCUUAUUACGAAACGAUACUACAUUUAGUUGCAAGCCUUCCACGAAAGGAUGAUGUUUGAGGGGCAAUUUAAUAUAUGCUUUUGCAAUAUAUAUAGAAUAAUAAAAAUAACCUACACAAGUACGCUUUAUCUAUGCGCGAAAGUCGAAUUGUAUAAAUUGUUAUAAUAUUAAUUAAUGUAUAAUAUGUUAUUUAUUGUACAUUUUAUUACAUGUUCCACGGUGUUUUGCUAGAGCUGUAUAUAGUCUCUUUUCAAAUCA